This is a messenger RNA of Brenthis ino (lesser marbled fritillary), 3294 nucleotides long. The record is from the annotation of a GenBank genome assembly. Lineage: Eukaryota; Metazoa; Arthropoda; Insecta; Lepidoptera; Nymphalidae.
AUGGCUAAGCAACAAACGAUACGGAUCCUAGUCGCAAUUUUUCUCAUUAAAAUAGCUGGCUGUCAAGAUGGCUUUAGCGAUCAAGAUUUCCUCCGCCUACAACAGCAAUACUCUAUUAAUGAUGGACAAUCAGAAACUAUUACUGGUUACAGCACAAAUGUUAUGCAAAGAGAACCGAAUAGUCAGUCUAUGAAUUCAGUUAAUCUACAUUACCACUUAGCUGGUGAUAGUAAUGGAGAUUAUAACCGAAUUGACCGAGGAAGAAGUAGAAAGGUGUAUCGGAUUAAAAACCCAUUUCAGCAACAGCAAGAAGAUGAUAAAUCGUCUCAAGAAAUCCAAGAUUCACAAGAUAGUGCUACAGGAUCAAGUAACCAGUAUCCAGCAAUGCAAUACUCUUUACCUCCUGAAGAGUUUUUACAAAAAAUGAGGGCAGAAAAUCAAUAUCAUCAACAGCAACAACUAACUACUCAAGUGUCUGCCUCACCUUAUACAGCUACACCACAACCGCAAUAUCAAUAUUCUACUAUACCAGCUUCUAACUACGACCAGCAGUCGAAUCAAUUAUCAACUACGGAGCCAAAAGUAUAUAGUCCCACUUAUCAAAGUAAUUCGAAUUCGUAUCAGUAUAAUCCUUUUGUAUAUAACGUUGAACCAACACAAAGUACUCAAGUUCCUCCUUAUUUAACUACUCCCUUACCAAACCCUCAGUACAUAGAUACUCCUACUAACACAUAUGUCUCUAGCUCUUCUCCAAUAUACCUUUCUAGUCCACAAAAUGUACAGCAAUAUGUUUCCUCUCCAAUGUCAAAUAUUCAAUCAGGAACCGUAGACUACAGUAACAACAGAGUAACUACAGCUGGAAGUAAAUAUGAAAUAAAUAAUGAAUAUGGUAAAGCGAUGCAAAUUGACCUCUUUGACAACUCCGUUAAUGGGUUAAGGUAUCCCUUGCAUCCUCAAAGCCAAUACCAAAAUGAUUUUCCCUCAUCUACUAUGUCACCUAAUACAUCUAUAUAUCCUGAGCAUUUGCAUAGUAAUUGGCAAACUCCGGUGAGUUCAGCCUUGAAUGCACUGCCAAAAUCUGAAAUGUAUGCUCAGAAACCGUAUCAAAAUUAUAGGUAUAAUAGUAACCAACGCGACAAUAGGCAAGAAACUAACUCUGAUUUAUCCAAUACCGAUUCAAAUCGCUUUGGUAGUAUAGCUGCAGCAAAUAAUCUCUUUCUAAAUUACGCUCAACCUGAUUAUCACGUUUAUAAUAAUAUAAAAAGUCAAGCUAGAGAUUCUGAACAGGAUAUGAGUCAGUCAGAUGUUUAUUCUCACGGUGACUAUGGAUGGAAGCUGUCAGAAAAAAAAUCAUCACUGGAACCAGAAAUAUCAACAAAAAAUAAUUACUUUCAGUAUCAAUUUCAUAGCUUACAACCUGAGACAGGAGCGAUUAGCCAAGUCAAUUUUCAAAUGGAUUCUAGUAAAGCGUACGGGCUAGAACAAAAUACUAAACCAGUCACGGAAAAAUUAGAAGCCGAAGAAUUCGCAAAAGCUGCUGCUAAAGCACAUGAGAAAUAUAAGCAACAACUUGAAGCAAAUAAAUAUAUGUCAAAUGCUCAUUACAAUAACAAUUUGAUGCAAAAUUCGUAUAAUCUUAAUUCUCACUACAAUAAUGACAAUGAUAAUGAUAAACAAAGAAAUAAACAAUACAGCAACAGUGUGAGUUCGCAUGGAAAUAUAAAUUCUGAAGUUGUUACAUCAACUCCUUUUCUCUAUAUGAAUAAUAGAGAAGUCUUGGAAAAUAGGCAUAAAAUACCAUUUGAUCAUAAUAAAGCACUGAAAAAUAUAGUUCCGAUUGAUGUUUCUAACGUUGUACAAAAUUCCGAUUCGUCUGUUAAAAUACCCACUGAUGCUGACUCAAGUAAUAGAUAUAGUAAUUUAGAAUAUUAUAACGAACCUUCUGAACAAACUCAUAAACAAUUUUUAAAACAAGUUAAUGAUCCAUAUUACCAAGACAAAAAUACAAUGUAUACAAUUAAAUCAAAACCGGAUGAUCUAUUAGAAAAAAUGAAACAAUUUGAGCAAAAUUAUGGAAAACAUCAAACAUCAGAUAUCGGCCUAAAUUCAGGAAAUAAGCGCUUUGUUGACGAAUUAACUCAGUCUUUAAAAUUCGCUAACCAAAUAGUAAGUAAUCAUUACGAUAAUACUCAGUCAUUGGCCAAUACACACCAACAAGGAUUGCAACGUCCUCAAACUUCCUCAGAUUUAAAUAAUUUACUAAAAUUUAACGACAUUCCUUAUCGCUUAACACAAAGCUAUAAUUCGGAAACACAGCGAAACCGUAAUAGUAACGGUUUGGAACACGGCAAUAUACCAACACCGUUACCUAGUCGUUUUAAUCAAAACGUUGAAAAUCAUCAUAUAGAUAUUACAUCUGAAAUACUUAAUAAACUGAUGGCUAAUAAGCAACAUAACCCUAAUGUAAACCGGCCUGAAGUUGAUAUACAAUCUGGUAAUUUAAUAUCAACAAUUAACGGUUUUAAAGUUGCCAAUCCCUUUAACGUGGAUCUUAAAUUAGUGGCAGAUAUGUUAAAAGGUAAACCAAGUUUUGAUGAGAGCCAAAUGACACCUUUGCGAAAUGAAUUAAAUAAAAAUUUACCAAUAAAGUUCGAUAUUACGCAAUUGCAACAACUUCUUCAAUAUCAAAAUGAUAAUAAUGUGAUGACUCUUAAUAACGGUGUCAUAAAUCCGUUUAGUAAUUCAUUUUAUGAUAUUUAUAAUAAUGGGCGCUAUCCUUAUCAAGGCGUAAAAUAUUCACGUAGUGAAGAAGCACCAGAAACUAUUCCCAUUGCAGAUUCAUCUAAUCAUCAUCCCAUAGGCGCUGUUGUAGAAGAAGAUGAAGUAAAUACAGAUGUAUCUGAUAUAACUGAUCCAACAGAAGAAUUCAAUCUAGAUGAUGAUAAACAUAAAAGCGCAUUUAAUUCAAGCCAAAGGUCACUAAAUGAGAGGCACAAACGUCCAAGUGCCUCUACUAAUCGUUACUCUUAUAAAAGAAAAUAUCCUAAAUCAGAAUUUGAAGAGCCCUAUCCCCUUCUAAAACCCCCACCUCCUCACAGCUCACGUCAUAGAACAGUUUACAAAGGAGAUAAAAGUAUUCAUCGAAGACGUGUUAUAAGACCAAAAAUGUUGAGAGUUUAUAAAACUCAACCUUUAUUUGAAGGCGAUUCUUCUAUGGAUGAUGACAUCGGUUCAUUAAGGCGCUCUUUUUCAGUAGCUGAAGAAAAAUCGGAUAUUGUUGAGGAAAAAACAGAA